Colletotrichum higginsianum IMI 349063 is the source of this 501-nucleotide messenger RNA. RefSeq names its product Protein YOP1. The coding region runs from base 1 to 501 and encodes 166 amino acids. Lineage: Eukaryota; Fungi; Ascomycota; Sordariomycetes; Glomerellales; Glomerellaceae. The transcript is spliced from 5 exons. The record is from RefSeq and is a predicted model, not a curated record.
AUGUCUGCUCAGGAUCGCGUCCAAAACUACAUCGGCCAGCUCGACCGUGAGCUGUCCAAGUACCCCGCCCUUAACAACAUCGAGAAGUCGACCAACGUCCCCAAGGCUUACGCCGCCAUCGGAGUCGCUUCCCUCUACUUCUUCCUCAUCAUCUUCAACCUUGGCGGCCAGCUUCUCACCAACUUUGCCGGCUUCAUCCUCCCCGGAUACUACUCCCUGAACGCUCUGUUCACUGCCAACAAGCAGGACGACACCCAGUGGUUGACCUACUGGGUUGUCUUUGCCUUCUUCACCGUUGCGGAGAGCCUCGUCAACGUCAUCUACUGGUUCCCCUUUUACUUCACUUUCAAGUUCGUUUUCCUGCUGUGGCUCGCUCUGCCCACCUUCCGAAGUGGUGCUGAGAUCAUCUUCAACUCCUUCCUUACCCCCAUGCUGGCCAAGCACUUCAACAGUGCCUCGACUGCCUCUGGCCUCCGGGCCCAGGCUGGCAAGGCCGAGUAA